Arabidopsis lyrata subsp. lyrata is the source of this 1149-nucleotide messenger RNA. RefSeq names its product pyrrolidone-carboxylate peptidase 1. Gene Ontology annotation, biological process: proteolysis. NCBI's taxonomy places the organism in Eukaryota, Viridiplantae, Streptophyta, Magnoliopsida, Brassicales, Brassicaceae. The record is from RefSeq and is a predicted model, not a curated record. Gene Ontology annotation, cellular component: cytosol. The transcript has 5 exons. Bases 345 to 1004 code for a protein of 219 amino acids. Gene Ontology annotation, molecular function: pyroglutamyl-peptidase activity.
ACACAUAUCAAUGCACCACUCAAUUAUCAUCUUGACAUUAUUCGUUUUAAUAAUUGAAUCGUUGAUGAUUUGUUGUUAUUAUCUCUUUGGGAAGUGACCUACCACUUUUGUUAUAUGGAAUAAAAGAAUACAAAACAUAAUGUAUCUCUUUGUCUUAAUGUCUUGUUUUGAGAUUAUCAAACUUCCGUCCAAAGUGGAACAUGAUUAAAGUUAGGUUUCAAUUGAUUGGAUAAGGACAAAGACUGGUUGUUGUGUCACAUUUUCAUCUCUCUCUUUCUCUCAAAUCGAUUUCUCUCGAAGAUACACACAAAGCUUUUCAAUAUCUGUUUCUUUGAGUUGUAUUGAUGGGUUCUGAAGGACCAACAGGUGUGACGAUUCAUAUCACAGGGUUCAAGAAGUUCCAUGGAGUAGCUGAGAAUCCUACAGAGAAAAUGGCUAACAAUUUGAAAGAGUAUUUGGCGAAGAAUUGUGUGUCGAAAGAUCUGAUUCUCGGUAGCUGUACUGUGCUUGAAACCGCUGGUCAAGGAGCUCUUGCUUCUCUUUAUCAGAUGUUACAAUCCGCGGUUAACACGAAAGAAUCAGAGUUGUUGACCGGGAAAACCAUUUGGGUUCACUUUGGAGUUAAUAGCGGCGCUACGAAAUUUGCAAUUGAGCAACAAGCUGUGAAUGAAGCGACUUUUCGUUGUCCUGAUGAAUUGGGUUGGAAACCUCAGAAUUUGCCGAUUGUUCCCUCGGAUGGUCCAAUCUCAACUGUAAGAAAGACGAAUCUUCCUAUUAAAGAGAUAAGAAAGGCGUUGGAGAAGAAGGGCUUUGAAGUGAUAACAUCGGAUGAUGCAGGUCGAUUUGUGUGCAACUAUGUCUAUUACCACUCUCUGAGAUUUGCAGAGCAGAAUAAGACCAAAUCACUCUUUGUUCACGUUCCUCUUUUUGUUGCCGUGGAUGAAGAAACCCAAAUGAGAUUCACGGUUUCUCUGCUGGAGGUACUCGCUUCUAUUUGCAAGUAAUGUUAUCCCAAAUGUGGCUAUUCUUGGUCAUGAAAUGUGCAUCAUGGACUGAUUGUCUCCCCACGAAAAAAACGCCUACCAAUAAAUGGAAUAUAAGUUCAGUUCUCUACUAUCUCCUCUUCAUAUAUGCAUUAGGUCUUUUUAA